AUGGAUAGACCUAUCGAUGAAACUGUGAAAUCUUUAUUAAAAUUUGUUGUGAGAGGAUUUUAUGGUGGUUCAUAUGUUUUAGUCAUUGAUGCUAUCCUAUUUCAUUCUGUCUUAGCUGAAGAAGAUUUAAAACAGUUGUUAAGUAUUAAUAAAACUGAAUUAGGUCCAUUAAUUGCAAGAUUAAGAUCAGAUCGAUUAAUUUCAAUUCAUAAACAACGUGAAUAUCCACCAAAUAAUAAAAGUGUUGAAAGAAUCUAUUUUUAUAUUAAAUAUCCACACGCAAUCGAUGCAAUCAAAUGGAAAGUUCAUCAAUUAGUUCAACGAUUUAAAGAUGAUUUAGAUAAAAACUCUGCACCAAAUGGUUAUAUGUGUCCAAUUUGUUUAACAAAAUAUUCACAAUUAGAAGCUGUUCAAUUAUUGAAUUAUGAUAGAACAGAAUUCUUAUGUUCUUUAUGUGAUGAACCUUUAAUUGAAGAUGAUUCUGGUAAAAAAAAUAAAGAAAAACAAGAUAAAUUAAAUAAUUUAAUGGAUCAAAUUCAACCUUUAAUUGAUUAUUUGAAGAAAAUCGACGAUUCAAGAAUUGAAGAAAAUACUUUUGAAUUUGCUUUGGCAAAAUUAAUUCCACCACAAAAUCAAUCUCAUGCUGCUUAUACCUAUAAUCCAAAGAAAGGUAGUACAAUGUUUAGACCAGGCGAUGCUCCUUUGGCAAAUGUUAUGGGUACUGCUUUGGGUAAUGAUAGUUCGAGACGUGCAGGUGCUAACUCUCAAGCUACUCUACAUAUUAAUAUUACAACAGCUAAUGAUGAAAUUGCUCAAAGACAAUUACAAGAAAGACAAGCUGAAGAGAAAAGAAAACAAAAUGCUGUUCCAGAAUGGCAUAAACAAAGUACUAUUGGGAAAAGUGCAUUAGGUAGAUUGGAUGCAGAAGAUGAAUUUGAUCCACAAACUACUCAAAAUGCAGCUUUGUCAAUGAACGAAAAUACUAAUAAUAAUGAAACAAAUAAUGGAUUGCAAAGGAUGGAUGGUGGAUAUAAUGGAUAUAAUAAUAGUAACCGUCGUGGUCUAACAGAAUCAGAGAUGGAAGAAAGAGAAAAUGAAAGAACUUUGAAUGAUUAUUAUGCCCAAUUAGCUAAGAAGCAAGCACGUGAAGAAAAGAAUAAAGAAGAAGAAGAAGAAGAAGAUUUUGAGGAUGUGGAUGAAUUUGAAAUGGGUGAUGACGAUGAUGAUAAUGAUGAUCAGAAUAAGAAUGAAGAUCAGAAUAAUAACGAUGAUGAUGAAGAGGAAGAUAAUGGUGAAUUUGAAGAUGUAGUUCAAGAUGUUCCCCAACCGUCGAAAGCUGAAGAGACUAAUAAAGAAAGUGAUGACGAAGAUAUGGACAUUGAUCUUGAGUUUGAAGAUGUAUGA
Messenger RNA from Maudiozyma saulgeensis, 1404 nucleotides. Lineage: Eukaryota; Fungi; Ascomycota; Saccharomycetes; Saccharomycetales; Saccharomycetaceae. The record is from the annotation of a GenBank genome assembly.